AUGAACGACGUUCUCAAGGAAACAGUAACGCCUCUGGACGCAUGCAACACCAUUGCUGCUUCAGCUGUUAUUGCAGCACUCAACUGUCAUGCAGCGGCCAUCAUUCUCGUUACAUCUAGCGGAAAAACCGCCAUUUCUUGCUCUCGCUACAAAACUCCUUUCCCUAUUGUGGCGGUGUGCCGUCACGCCGAUGUCUGCCGACAGCUGAACAUCUGCAGGUGA
Molecule: messenger RNA, 222 nt
Organism: Cooperia oncophora
Lineage: Eukaryota; Metazoa; Nematoda; Chromadorea; Rhabditida; Trichostrongylidae
Source: the annotation of a GenBank genome assembly